Anopheles coustani is the source of this 1958-nucleotide messenger RNA. RefSeq names its product STE20-related kinase adapter protein alpha (gene Stlk). Lineage: Eukaryota; Metazoa; Arthropoda; Insecta; Diptera; Culicidae. Gene Ontology annotation, biological process: protein phosphorylation. The record is from RefSeq and is a predicted model, not a curated record. Gene Ontology annotation, molecular function: protein kinase activity; protein serine/threonine kinase activator activity; ATP binding. Bases 121 to 1215 code for a protein of 364 amino acids. The transcript is spliced from 3 exons.
GGUCGUAGCAGAUCCCAAUUGUUUCGCACGUAUCUAGUCAAUUAUUUGUUGUUGCUCAAUCCCAAAUCCAGAUCCUCCGCGCGCUAAUCAAUGCAACGUGUGUGAGAAAAGUCAUGAAAUAUGACCGAACCGCAGAAGAUACCGUUCGACAAUAAUAUCAACAACUACACAUUGAAGGUGGAGCUGGGGAAAUGCUUUGGCAAUUGCGGAACCGUUUACCUGGCCCAGCAUCGGCCCACCCGGAAGCACGUGGCCGUUAAGAAGUUCCUGGUGGAAGACCUCAAAAAUGACAUCAGCUACGUGAUGGACGAGGCGAAACACUUGCGCGAGUUCGACCACCCGAACAUCCUCAGCUACCACACCGCGUUCGUGCACAAUCUCGACCUCUACUUUGUGCUGCCGCUGAUGUGCUUCGGUUCCAGCCGGGACAAUAUGCUGAGCUACUUCGACACGGGCUACCCGGAGCCGAUCCUCGUGUGCAUCCUACGGGACGUGCUGCAGGGCCUGGCGUACCUGCACUGGAAGGGCUACAUCCACCGGUCGAUCCGGGCCAGCCACAUCUUCCUCGACGAAUCUCGUGCCGUGCUCGGCGGGUUCCGGGUGUGCACCAGCUUUCUCGGCGAGGGUAAGCGGGUCCGGAAUUUGCACGAACUGCCCGCUCACUCCACCAAAUCGCUCAACUGGCUCGCGCCCGAGGUGCUGGCACAGAAUCUGCUCGGCUACACGGAAAAGUCGGAUGUGUACAGCCUGGCCAUCACGGUGUGCGAGCUGGCGAACGGGCUGGAACCGUUCUGUGCCUACACCACCACGCUGAUGCUGACGGAGAAGAUGCGUGGCAGUUUGCCGACGCUGCUCGAUAGCAGCACCAUCCCGAGCGACGACGUACUGGCGCAGACGAUGGACGCGAAAUCGAACGAAAUCGUUUCACGCCAGAUGGUCUACACAUCGCGACAGUUUUCCGAUGCGCUUCACAGAUUUACCGAGCAGUGUUUGGAAAGAGAUCCCAAAUGUCGCCCAAGUUCGUCCGAUUUGCUAUCGCAUCCAGUGUUUAAGCAGGUCACCCAUACCAACAUUAAGGAACAGUUUGCCUAUUACAGCAUACAGUCGACCGACUUUGACUCCAUCCAAGAUCACGACGUCGACAUUAGUAACACCUUUUCGCAGCUCCAGAUGGGCACGGGCGGUGGUUUUGAGUGGGAUUUUGACGAUUCAUAACACAAAAGAUGCGACCACGGGAUAACUUCGAUACGAUUUGUUGAAACGAAAGUGAAACAAACACAUGAAGACGGAUAAAUCCUUGCGCUUUAAGUUGUUACCCAAUGGUUAUAGAUGGAAUACAAUUCUUUUUAAAUUCUGGCGAAAUAUGUCCUAUUCGUUAGCACACUGGUGAUUGCGUAACACUGGCAGGACUAAAAUUGGUCGAUCGUACUGUCGAAUGCGUCGAUUAAACUCGAAUUACAAACAAACGGUCAGGCGCAUAAAAAGUCUCAUAGUUUCGGGUAGUUUAUUUUAUACCGGGUUAUACAUUUUAUGAACUCUAAUUGAGGUUAAAGUAUGAUCGACUCAAGAUCCGUGGGACGUUAGAGUUAACGCUGGUGUUUAUUGGUUUCCUUAAGGCAAGGAUGAAAUUUCUGAAAGGUUUCAUAAAUUAUGGCGUGUAAAAAAAGAUAGGAACAAUUGGAAUUGAUACUACCGGAAUGAUGGGGUACCGCAAAGGCUUAAAGAAAAUUAGCAGCUUUGUAUCGAUGUUUAUUUUUUGAAUGUUUGCAUGAAAGAAAAGGCGAACCAAAACCCGGUGGAAUAUGGGGCGCGAGAAGCUCGUAGAGGUUGUUAAAUUACACAAUUGACUCGUCGAUCCUAAACUGCAAUUUAGAAACAGAGCAAAACAACAACAAUCAUAAAAAUAAAAUUGUUACAUUAAAAGAAAACGAACACACACACUCACACACACUUGUCGU